GAGGCAGCGGGGCGGCGCGGACGGGCCCGGGGGAUGCCGCUGCCCACCGUCUUCCUCCUCCUCCUUCUUCUCGCAGCAGAAGAUUGUCUGGCUCAGUGUGAUAAUGACUGCAAGGCUUACUGCUGUGAUGGGACCGCUCCCUACUGCUGUUCAUAUUAUGCCUACAUUGGGAAUGUCCUUUCAGGCACGGCAAUAGCUGGAAUUGUUUUUGGCAUCGUCUUCAUAAUGGGAGUGAUCGCCGGGAUUGCCAUCUGCAUCUGCAUGUGCAUGAAGAACAACCGUGGCACUCGAGUGGGGGUCAUCCGGACAACACACAUCAACACCAUCAGCACCUACCCAGUGACUCCACCACCAUACAGUUAUGAACAUGAAAUGGAGUACCCUGUUGAUCUACCUCCACCUUAUACUCCAACUCCACAGACUUCAAUACAGUAUCCCCCACCCCCUCCUUACCCUGGUUAUUCAGGGAAAUAAUGACAUGGCUUCACCCUGAUGUUAACUGGCUGUUGAAACAGCCAGCACCGUUGGAACAAAUAUUUUUGGCUCAGGGACAAGUAGGAUGGGUUCUGCAUCAGUAUAUCUGGUCAGACAUCAAAAUAACCAAGGAGGUUUCCUGUGGCUCAGGACAAAGAAGAAUACUGUCCAUUCUGGACCAUCACAAUUCAUGGUUAAGCAGUGUGUGACAAAAGAAACAGUUCCUAUAAGUCAGUGCCUGAUGAGUAGCUCUUAGCAUGGGUGCUUAGCCUUAGCUGCAACCUCUUAGAGCGGAUGGGUACUGGGGUAUUCCUGUUUAAGAACAUGCACGUGGUUCAGAUGGUUGGUUCAACAAGGUCUAUUUCAAAUUGCACAGAAGACAGUUGCUGUGACUUAUUCUGCAGGAAAAUUCCAGCUGUCGUCUUCAAACAUGUUACACCUUUCUGUGAAACAAGGGAAAUAAGAAAGAACAAGGAAGACUGAAGCUUCAGUGUCUACUUUGGGAUGCUAAUACAUGAUGAUCAGCUGUCUGUAUUGAUCUGAUAAGUGCUGAUGGAGUUAUUCAGCAAUGAAAAACUGAUGGAUGUUAUUUUUGGCCAAGUACAGGUUGUUUUAAGUGCCUACUUUUAAGAAAAUUGAGACUAGCUUAUUUCCUAAAAUGUAAACAUAAAGAGCAUUUUUAUAUGUGAAUUACACUAAUUUAUAGCUGAUGAACUUUUAGCUGGACUUAAAUACUCUGCACAUUGGACAAGGCUACAGUGCCUUUUAAAAUCAAAUUAUAUGUUGAUUUUUAAAAUAGAAUAUUAAUUCAGGAAUACUUGCAAGUGGAAGAAGAAAAAUGAUUAUUAAAGCAUCAUAGGUUUGUCUUUCAAUUGGAUUGCAUGAAGAUAUUUAAAAAAAAAAAAAACAUACUGUUUUCCAGUAAUAAUGAUGUCUAGUCUAACCAAAGAUAUGAGAAGACUGACUGUGAACAUCAGAUUACUUUUGAAUAUUGUCUUGGGCAUUCUAAAACUUUAAUUCACCAAACAGUACAUUUUUUUGCAUUUGUCAUGCAUGUUGUUCAAAAUUAUUUAAUCUCCACUACAAAAAGUACAGACUUUGAUGGCUUAAGGUAUUCCGUAUGCUUACUGGGCUAACUGUCGUUCAGCAGCAGCUAUUUCACAAUAGAGUAUCCAGUUACCGAAAGCAUCAUCCUUCAGUGAUAAGACUUGCACUGUGUUCAGUUCAGUAUGCAAACCACAAAGGCACUGGUUCUUUUCAAGAUAUUUAGAACUCUCUUAGUUUGAGUUGGGUAGCCUUUUAACUCUGAGCAAAAAAGCUAUUCAGUAACUUUCUUGCUUCCAAGACCUAAGUGACUAUUCUUGCUCAGAUUUUGUAAUUGUAUUUAUUUGUCCUUUCCAUGCUGACUAACCUUACCCUCUUGAAAAUCACACUAGAAACUAGAAUUGCUCAGGAAGCCUGAGCUGUGUCACAGAAAUUGGUUGAUGGGGGUUCCUUGGAGCUUUCUCCAAGGAAGGACGAUUACAUUCUCAUUUCUGUUUUGCUGUUCAGAGGUAACAAAUCCUGAACUAGGUUAUCUUCACAAUUGCUUCUUCUCUGGGCUUCGUCCUGUGACAUCUCUGCUGCUAACAUGACCUCUCCUAAGAUACAGAUGUUCCUCAGCUGAAAUCCUCCUGUGAAGUGCAACUUUCUGUGCACUGGGUUUUGGCACUCCCUACUCAGAACCAUCUGUUGGGGUGCUGAGUGUGCCUUCCAACCUUCCCAUCUGGGCUGUUGGUCAGUGUGAAGAAUAGAAGAUGCGUGUUUUUUUUCUGCGGGAAAUCCUGUUUCUACCACAGUAGAAACACAUUGUUCUACACUACUACCUCAGCGCCAGAUGGUAUUUCUGUGCCGAAAAGUUACCUGUGGAUAACAAGUAUUGUCAUUUCCCCCAUAUGUGUAUUUCAUUUCUUUGAACAGAGCAUGUGGACACACCAAUCAAAGAGCAGUUUGUAUGUGAUGAAUCCAGUCUCCUAAAAAGUACAGAGAAAGAAAACUAUCAUAAAUCUCCCCUUAGAGGAAGGAUUUCUCCAGCUGUGACAUUUGUCAGGACAAGUUACAAAGCAGAUUUCUUGAAUAAAAUGGUGUUUCUGAAUAACAACUAAAA
This is a messenger RNA of Numida meleagris (helmeted guineafowl), 2620 nucleotides long. RefSeq names its product cysteine and tyrosine rich 1 (gene CYYR1). Lineage: Eukaryota; Metazoa; Chordata; Aves; Galliformes; Numididae. Bases 34 to 474 code for a protein of 146 amino acids. The record is from RefSeq and is a predicted model, not a curated record. The transcript is spliced from 4 exons.